UACUUUUGUGAUGCUGAUUGGAUUUUCCAGGUAUAAUCUCGACCCCUGCUGAUUGUUUGAAAAAUGAGCCAAUACACACAAGUGAUCGCAGACUUUGCAUAGCCAGAAAGGAAGGCAAAGGUCUGAAAGUAAACACAGGCGGCAAAAAUUAAUUUGGAGUGUUUAUUACUGAACUUAAGUGCAUAUCGCUAGUAACAUAAGACCGGUUUAGUUCUCAAUCAACCGAUCCAACAUGAAAACCGGGACGAUUCUUGCUUACGUACUUUGCGGAGUGAUAAUAAUCUGUGCCUGGGUCGUUUGCUUCCUGCCGACAAUAUUUUACAUGAAUCCUUUGGAAAUACCGCCAAAUGAAAAUCAUGUUAAUGUGAGGUAUGUGUUAAGGUAUAUUCGACGAAAAACGUAGUCAUACUACAUUAUUCUCAAGAAAACGUCAUAUUAAAUUAAUCUCAUAUUGCUGAGAUCAAGGAUUGAAUGUUAAUAGAUCUUAAGGCCAAUAUACAGACCGGACACGAUUUGGCAAUGCAACGCGAUUCUUAAUAGCAUAUAACAACAUCAUUCUAAUCACCGCCAAAUGUAUGUCAUACAUGCAGUGAUUAUGAGCGGACUUUCUUGUAAAUAAAUAUAAAUAUUAUCCAGCUCUUCAGUAUAUAUAACUCCUCCUAGUGUAGUAUAAUACUGUUUUAGGAGUAUUUCAUUAAAGCAUUCAUUAAAGCAUUGAAGCUUAAAGCGAAUUUUCAAUUUUUUAACUUUGAAAUAUUUAGAAGCGCUGUAACAUUUUGAGUUAUUUGGUCUUCAUAUAUCCUUUAAAAUUUCCUUUCAUUGGCUGUUUUAUUAACUUUAUCAAAAACUGAACAAUCGUAGUGAAAUCGGGUCUAGGCUCUUACUGUUUACUGCACUUUUGCCUCAUCGCCCCAUUUCCAUGUUGCCUGUUUUAGCAUAGCGCACAUGAUUAAGGUUAUCUAUUCAUUGUUCUUUGCAGUUUCAGAUUCGACUAAAGCCUGCUUGGAAUUUUGCAGGGGAAAUUGUAAGUUUUGAAGGAUUUGUAACAGAAAUGUUUGAGACUCCGUGUUAAACUAUAAGUCAGUUCCCUCAACUGACAUUUCCUGCAAAUCCUUCAAAACUUAGAAUUUACCCAUGCAAAACAGCUACUGUGUCUGCAAUCACAGAAACCAGCACUGCUAUUCAAAGAUCUCUCAUUGCGCUACAGUGAGGCAAUAUAUCUUUCUGUCGUGACGUCGUUAGCUUACCCUAUGUCUACGUGCGAAACAGGUUGUGACUAUAGUGCGCGCAUAAGGCAAAUCUUGCACUCGCAGUAAAGGCAGCUCUUUAUUAUCUAAUGAGUAAUGACUAAUACAGCGCGCGUCUUCUGAUCGUGAAAAGAUUUCGUGUUGUUAACUUGAAUAGAAUAUGUAAUAUAUCUUUGGAAACAAUUCGUAUUAAAAACGGAGAUAGGAAUUAUAAACAUAUUCCCAGUGAGCCGGAAUACCGGCGAUCCAAAUGGGAAAAUGUGCCGCGAUUCCCAGGACACGUGAAAAUGAUAACUUUCUCGUUUGCCUGAUCAGUUUCAUUAAAACAACGAAUAAGUGUAGUCUAAUGCCAGUAUACACUAUGUUUCCCAUAACCGUAUAUGCCUUCAUUUGUUUACAGAUAAAACUCAAAAGAGCCGAACGUUUUUCGAGAGUAAUCUUAAACCUACAUGCCUGGACUUGUCCAUUGAUUCUUGAAAAAUCAACAUUUAGGAGGCCUGUUUUUUAGUUCAAUCAUAUCGUAAUACCGUAGCGCGCGCGCUUUUUUUUCGUCAAAGUCAUCAAGUAACUAAGACUAUGUGCCUCAGAUGUACUUGUAUUUUAUCAAUAUUUUAUUAAAGCUUCGUCUUCGGAUUGAAAAAGAUGUAAUCGUUUACAAUCCUGAAAAAUAAUCUUGAAGUGUAGUGCCAAUUAAUACACCCUUUCUUAUUAUUGGGGCUACACUAGCAAAGACUGCUCAAGACGUUAUUGAUUAAAACAAUCAAUCUUAACCAAUCUUGUUCAGUUGUUUUGACCAAAUAAUAUUGGUCAAAAGAAAAUGCAUCUGAGACAACCAAUUCAAAUUGGUUAUUUUAACCAAUCCGUUUUUACAGUGCACGUUAUCUAAGCAAUAGUCACAGGGAAAUUGUGAAUAUGGCCGACAUUCCUCUCUGCCACCACUUUUGUUACAUAACAUACUUUUAAGAUGAAAAAUAAAAGAAAUAGGAUAAAAAAUAAUCAGACUACUUUUUAAAAUAAAUUCCCCUGUGUAACAUGGCCAUUAAAUUGAUGUCGCAUGUGAAUCAUUUAAUCUGUUGCUACAGUAGUUAGGUGAACAGGAAGACAGACAGAAGAUUGGGUCAUUCCAGAAAGACACCCCCCCCCCCCCACAAAGGAAAUUUCUGCAGUCCAGAGGGAAAGGGGAGAAAAAAUUGUUUCUGAUAACUGAUAAGUGUAUUAGGACAUCCGAAAGGGGGUUAACUUCCAAUUUCCUUGAUAGGAGAGGGACGGAUGUUUUCUGAAAUGACCCAUUUAGCAAAGCGUGGAUCAUUAUGUAUACUUCUUGCUUUUUUGUCUAGUUUGAAUACCUCUCUCAUGCCACUAUUCCCAUGCAAUCCACCUUUGAUUUUCUCCAAUCAGUCUGGAUUUUGCAAGCCUGCCUGUGAUUGGCUGCCAUUUAGCAAGCAAGAGCAACAUGGAAUGUUAAUCGCGGAUUGGAUAACGACCAUAUUCUGUAUAACAUGCUUCUGUAUUAUCCUCGCCACAUGGCUCAAACUACCUGAAUUGUAAGUGAGACACAGUGAUUAUCCAACUAAUCCUCUAACAACCCCAAUAUUCCAAUCCUAACAUUAAUCCAAUACUAAUAAUCCUUACUUAAUCUAAACCUUAAAGAUGUUCUAAAGGCUGUUCUGUGCAUCAGUUCUGCUAAUAACAAAGGGACACACAUGCACACACACACACACACAUAUAUAUAUAUAUAUAUAUAUAUAAACAUCCCCUUUCUUGGCUUUAUAAUAGCUGUAAUUAAUUUUACACUAUUGUUAAUCCCAAGGAUGACUACAACCUAGUCGAAACGUCGAUUAAAAAUCAAAAUGUUAUUCAGAGUUACUGUUAUUUUGUAUUUUCUUAAAAUACUGAGUGGUUCCCAUAAUUAUUGCCAAAUUUGUUCUGCUUAUUGAAAUUUUGGGUUGGAAGCAUUAGCUACUUUCUCAUACCAGAGCAGUGGUGUAGCCAGUCCGAUAAAUAUUUAAUCCCGCUAUGCAAAUUCAAAAUUAUUAUGAUUACUCAUUUCUUUAGAAAUUGACUAUUUUCACAGUCAAUGAACAUGAAAAUAUUUGCACGGCAGGACUAAAUCGUUGGGCUGGCUACACUGGUGUACAAGAGCCCUUCUUGUGCUGUUUUACCAGCCUCGUAUCUAGCCCUCUCAAAGUUUCGGCAAGUGUAGGCCAAGCAUAUGCAGCUGCUGAGUUAGCGGUUAUUUGAUGCCGUCAGGAUGCUAUAUAGUUUUGCCACCAUAUUUCAAAAAAUCAGGUGAGAAUUUUCACAAAAUGGGAUUAUAAUAUAUCUGACAAAAAAUAAAUUUCUUAUUAUUUUAGGACAUUUGUAUAAAACAAUAUCAUAAAGUAUUUUUUAUGUUCAAAAAUGUAAAACACAUAGACUAUUUACUUUAAUUGUUCAAGAGAAAUUUGCAACAGACUUAAUUUUAGAAUUUCAACGUGUGGUGGUCAAAACUUUACAAAGAAAACGUGUGUUUAUAAAUUGUAAUAAAUACUGUUUAAAGAACCAUUCCUUUAAAAUAUUUUCCUAAUUAUAUCUUACCACAUAGUAAACAAAUCUUUGAAGCCAUUUUAAAGUUCUUUGGGCUAGUAGUUACGUUUCAAAGUCGAUAUAUUCAUUCAUCUUUCACGAAGUCGACAAGCUAGAAGAAGCCAUUGUCUCGCAAAGCCUUCCCGGCUGUUCGCGGGCAAAAUUGAAAUUAAGCUCAACAACCAAUCAAAAUACUUCAAAUCUGAGCAAGCACUCCAGAUCAACUCAAAAUCGCUAUUCAACUAUACGCCCAAUCUAUAAUAUUCACAUUAUGAAUUGUUUUUAGCAUGAAAUUCCCACAUUUUAUAAUCCUUUUGAUGGCUGGAAUAACUGCUUUCAUUGGUAAGAGAUUACUUGAACUAUUAUCUAUUUUAAAAAUCAUAUAAAUAUCGUUCUCUCCGGUGGCCUCUAUAGACACAGACUUCAAAACACUACGGGAGUGAUAUCGCACAGAUUGAUUGAUAGCUAAUAUAUGCAGGGCCGGCCGCCCAGAGGGGAGCAGGGGGUGAAAAGGGGCAAUUUGCCCCGGGCCCCAGACUUAAGGGGCCCUAAACUACAAUUGGUUUGUAUAAAAGUACUAAAACUGUCUGUACCAGUGUAGGUAGUACCAAUGUGAAAAUCUGUGCUGAGUGGUUAUGUUACUAACCAGGGGGCCUUCGCUCGAAACGUCGAGUUUCUGCUUAUUUUUUAAGGUAGUUUGUAUAAAAGGAUUGCAUUAAUUUAAAUCUUAUAUAUAGAGAUCCUAGUUAUCAUACCAAAGCUUGGAAAGGAAUCCGAAUUUUUCUGCUCAAGUGUGUUUGCAGACGAGGCCAUUAACAAGCCUACAGCGUUCUGUGAAACCCAGGGUGUUUUGAUUCAUUAUACCAGUUUGGUGAUUGGAGAGCUGUUUGUCAUUUACAAUGCAGUUUUACUCAAGGUUUGACUGACAAUCUGACUAUUCAUAUACAAAAAGUCAAAGUUUCUGUGAUUACAGUAGGAAUUUUGCAUAGGUAAAUUCUACGCUUUGAAAGAUUUGUAAGAAAUGUUUGAGGGAAUUACUGAUACUGAUUCAGAUCACUUAAACAUUUCUUAAAUCCUUCAAAACUUAGACUUUACUUAUGCAAAAUUCCUACUGUGAUCACAGAAACUUUGAUAGUGUAAUUAAACCAGCCUUAAGUUUUAUGAAAAAGGCCAUUUCUGUUUUUGACGAGGUGUUUAUGUUUUUUUUUCAGCAUUUGGUUCUUGACAAGCUACCAUGCGAAAGUUAUAGCAAAAAGUUUCUAAGCAUCUUAUUCCUAGCAGUUCUAAUACUCCCAAUAUUUCCAGUAAUUUAUGUAUUGAAAGCUGGUGACAGUUACACUGUACUGUAUUUGCGAUAUUGUUUUCCGAGAAAUGCGGACGAAGGGUAUUUUUCAUGCUUGCUGCCCCAACAACUGUUCGUGGGUAUUGGUACAACAUGUAUCCUACUGGUGAUUUUUAAACUCAUUAAGGUACGCCAAUGUUGCAAAAUUUAUUUUUGCGCUUUUUCGCAGCAUUAAUUAACAAUUAUUCGCCGAAGGCGAGGUGAUUAUCGGUGAAUAAAAACCGAGACGAAGUCGAGGUUUUUAUUCACGAUAAUCACCGAGCCUGAGGUGAAUAAUUGUUUUAGUAUAAUUUCAUAGGCGAUUAUUUGGGAAAAAUAAGAAAAUACACAUUUCUUCGUCAUUUAAUUGUCAAAAAGGCUUCGGCCGCCAUUUUGAAAAUCGCUUAGGUGAUUAUCGCGUAAUAAUCACCUCAUCGGCAACCAAUCAGCGUGGAGAAUUUUCAAUAAUCACCUAUGUAAUUAUACUAAUGACUAUUGUUUCGAGUAAAAGCUAGUGGCAAUCACUCAAGCUAGAUUGUUGAAUACUUUCAAAAAUGAGUAAAAUGGACGGUUAUGGAGAUAUAUUGCCGUGGUAUAAAGAUAACCAGACGGUUAUUUAUUUCAUGUGUUUCCCACUCAUGGAUUUUAUUUAUUUAUUAUGCUUUGCCAGUUUCACACAAUCAUAUCUGCACAAAUACAAAAAUAUACAAACUAUCAAUCAAUCAGUGGCAGGGUAUAUGCUACAGCUUACGCCAAUUACAACAGCCCUUACAGAACGAAUAUGAUACAUUCUAUAUUAGAUCUUUAGUAAUUUAAAAAGGCCAGUUUGCACCCAGGAAAACCCUCCGCAGGAUAGUAACGGAAAGGAAAGUUACAUAGUUUUAAACGAGCUUGAGAAAUAGUACAUCAAAUUCUAUUGUAUAUUACUAGGAAAGAAAAUCCAGUUUAAUUGGAUCUCCCAGCCAAGCAAGAAGACGACAAAUUCAGCUGCAAAAGAUUGCUAUUCAAUUCAUAAUCGUGAUAAUAUCAUACAUCGUGUGUGUUUAUCUCAGUUAUGGCGUGCUCUGUAUUCAACUGAACAACAGAAGAACUUUGGGAAAGUCGUUAGAGGAAUAUUUUGGAUGUUUGAUUUUCACGAAAAAUUGCCCAGAAGGUAAAAGUAGUAUUUUAACUAAUUGGCUUCACAACGGCUCCCUGUUUAACUCCAGCUAUCGAACACUACAUAUUUUCGGUUAUCAACGAAUCAAUUAUCUUUCGGUCACAAGACUGUCAAGAAAAGAAUUGGGGUCAAGAUUAAACAGAAAUAUAUUCCUGCCUGUAACAUGACGAUACUACAUAUCAUGCAUCAGACUGGGGGAACGAAUACAUUUGCCAUUGAUCGAGAACCCAGUUCCAACCCUGGAUCUCUGGGGAGAACAGUUAAAAACUGAUAGACUGCUAAUCCAGCGUAUAAUGUCCAAUUAUGAACUUCUCUGGGCAUCUCAGUCGAUAUAUUAAUUGUUGAAUGGAUUAGUAGAUAGUAAUUUCGAAUGCUUUUAAUUAAUUAGCCUGCGAACAGGCUCUCAAGCUGAAUUGAGAGCCUGCAUCGAUGAUUAAUGAAUUUGAAUAUCUGCCCCGUAACAUUCGUUUUUCCAAAUAUGGAAUGUCUAUCCUUAUAUGGUGUUGUUUACAACUUUCGUGCAAACUAAAUUUAGACCGUACAGUUUAUACUGUUUUUCGAUAUAUAAGAUAAUAUUCAAGCAAAAGUUCAAAUGUUUUAAAUACUGUAGUCUCAAAACAGAACAUUUCGUGCUUUGAGAUAAGAUGGCCAAGACCAAUUUGAUCAGUUAAUGUGUUUUUUAUGCAUAGUUCAGCAGUUGACAUAUAUAGAGCUCAGCGGAAACAUAUAAAUUAUAGCAUCUGACCAAUGAGAAUUUCGCGUCACGAUUUGAGACGCAGAUAUUCAAAUUCAUUAGUCAUCGAUGCAGGCUCUCAAUUCAGCUUGAGAGCCUGUUCGCAGGCUAUUAAUUAAUAGGUCUAUCCAGCAGCAAUCUCGUACCCAGAGCAAUGCCUGUACGCGGGCUAGGAUGGCAUUGGCUCUGGGGAAAUUGAAAACCGGAACCCCUAAAUUCUGGGGUUCCGGUUGUUGUGAGCAUGCUCAAAAGCCCCACCGCUUAAACACGGGGAGUGCAGACUGCAGACUCCAGCGUAAUAUUUAUGUUUGGAAAUCAUAUAAUUUCAUGGUACAACAAUACAGUUUUCUGACAUUGAAAUGAUUGAAUACGUCGGGCUUGAAUCAGAAAAGGUAUGGUUUAAAAUUUAUGAAAUUUUUUAUUUAUACUGGCUAUAUUCACCGCAUAUCAGUUUGUUUAUAUAACGUCUUAUUAUUUUUAUAAGUUUUUCAAGAAUUUGAGAUACUGAACUUAAUAUAAUAAUUUAUUAAAAACUGUUUUAAAAUAAAUAAACUUUUAAACUGGAAAACUAUGAUGAACGUUUAAACCAAUCACAACACAGGAAAAAUUCAAUUUCCCCAGAGCCAAUGCCAUCCUAGCCCGCGUACAGGCAUUGCUCUGGGUACGAGAUUGAUCCAGCAGCAGUUACGAAAAAAUGCAACCAACGGCCUUCGGCAGGAUCGGCAAGCAUCUACUAAUCUAAUAUUGAAUAGACAACUUGCAUGUUAGACAAAUUUUUGAUCUAGCCGAUCUAGGCAAAAAAAAAAGUAAAUUCCCGUUAAGAACUUAUUAAAAUUAGUAAACUUGCAAAAUUUGGUUGUGAAAUGUUGUAAAGCUCGGAAAAUAUAGCUUUGCAAAGUUUGCAUAUUUUCAGUAUAUUUGUAUUACUUGCGGAAAUUGUUACCAUUUUCGGCUCAAAAAUGGUAACAAUUUCCGCAAGUAAUACAAAUAUACUGAAAAUAUGCAAACUUUGCAAGGCUAUAUUUUCCAAGCUUUACAACAUUUCGCAACCAAAUUUUGCACUUUUACUAAUUUCAAUAUGUUCUUUUUAGCUGUGGUGUCUGAUUCCCUUUUCUCUGCUUAGAUUAAAAUUUUGUCUAACAUGCAAGUUGUCCAUUGUCUUUAGAUUUUCGCGAGUAUGUAACUCCGUAUGGUCUGAUGAUUGUUUUCCUGCUGGCUGGAAUCGUUUUCCAAGGUGGCACAUUUAUUCUUCUGGUUGGCAAACAAAAAGCGAGAAAUUUAUGGCGAUCCUGGUGGUUUGAUUUGACGACAAAAUGUCGGCACCCAAAGCCAGCAAAGGGAAGAAUGCCGAGAAGUACGUCAUCCGCUCAAGAAUUGCAACCUUCGACAAGCGAAAAAAAGACGGACACUAAAAACUAGGUUAUGUCGUUAAGUUGAAACUAUACACCUAGGGCCAGUUGUUCAAAGGUAGGUUAGUGCUAACCCUGGGUUAAAAUUUAACCUGCUGUUUCAGUUUCUGUAUUUCUACACGUCUGUUUAUUUCAAAACUUCAGAGAAGUAAACUCCUGUUGGUCCAGACAAUAUCUCUGAAGAAAUAUUUCCAAAUUUAUAAACAAGCUGUCAGGAAGUUUGCUUUGAAUUUUAGGUUAACCUAGGGUUAAACUAACCCAGCUUUGAACAGCUGGCCCCUAAUGAUAAUGAGCUAAAUUACGUUUGCAUCGAGUUCCUUAACCUUCUUAUUUUACGCUUUAACCAAAUUCUUAACCUUAUAAAUGUUAACCUUAAUCCUAACCUAACCGUUGCGUUGAAUAACAUAAAAUAAAAAAUAACAGAAUAUAACAUAAAACAACUUUCGAAAAAAUAAUCUAGCAUUAAAAUGCUGUACUUUACAAAUACUUUAUACAUUGUUAUAGCUGCAAAUUAUGAAAUUUUAAUCCAAAGAGGUCGCGGUCAAUAAAUGUUACCUGGUAUGCUCCGAAUCUUUACCUUAAUACACAUGGAGUCUGGUAUGCUCUGAAUCUUUACACUAAUACACAUGGAGUCUGGUAUGCUCUGAAUCUUUACCUUAAAACACAUGGAGUCUGGUAUGCUCCGAAUCUUUACCUUAAUACACAUGGAGUCUGGUAUGCUCCGAAUCUUUACUUUAAUACCCAUGGAGUCUGGUAUGCUCUGAAUCUUUACCCUAAUACACAUGGAGUCUGGUAUGCUCUGAAUCUUUACCUUAAAACACAUGGAGUCUGGUAUGCUCCGAAUCUUUACCUUAAUACACAUGGAGUCUGGUAUGCUCCGAAUCUUUACUUUAAUACCCAUGGAGUCUGGUAUGCUCUGAAUCUUUACCCUAAUACACAUGGAGUCUGGUAUGCUCCGAAUCUUUACCUUAAAACACAUGGAGUAACAUUCAUAGAAAUACUAUAGAAGUACUCGAUUCAGUUUACAUUCUUCCACAAAGUUAUACUCCAUUUCAGCGAAAUGCGACCUUGCUUCAUCCAGGAACAUUCUAAAUGCAGGAUUUUCAGGAAAAUCAUUCAUCAUUACGGUAUCAUUAUAAUCAAGAAUCCCAGGAACCUUCUCCCUGGGCGUAAACGGACCAUACGCUUCCACUUGAACCUUGUACUUCGUGAGGCGAUGGCGAAGCAUGACGUAUUGCUGUAGUUCUUUUGUGAACAGAUCUUUAUUCUGAAGAAAUGCAGGAUCUUUUAAGUUUUCUUUUAGUUCCUGGGUCAGGCUUCGUUCAAUCGUUUUGAUCUUGUCGUCUAAAUUGUCUAAAACAGUAAAAGAAAACAGUAAAAGAAAACAUGAAGUCGUUUGCAAGUAAAUGUUGCUUGUGAUGUUACUCUGAGUGUAUAUCCACACCGGGCAAGCUUGGAAAAUAUGCCUGGCCACGGUGGGAAUCGAACCUACGACCUUUGAUAGGUUCGAUUCCCACCGUGGCCAGGCAUAUUUUCCAAGCUUGUCCGGUGUGGAUAUACACUCAGAGCCAACAUCACAAACAUCAUAUUCACCUGAGUACAUUACACCAACACAGAAAACAAGUAAAUGUUGGUUGUAAAUUAGUAUGGAAAUAGGUGGAAAAGUGAAUAAAUUUGCUUUAUUUAUAUAAGACAGCUCUAUCGGUUCUACACUGUUCACCCUACAGCUCCAGUAAGGGCCAUCCCUCAUCCACUCAAAUCUUAUUACAGGAACAAACCUUUGAGCCACAUAUGGUCGUAAGGAUUGAGGCUACGUUUACGCUGUAUCAGAUAGCUUUCUGUAGCGACAUGAAAAAAACACCUAUCUCUACCUUUUAGGAACGCUAUUUUCAGAGGAAUUAUUGCAACAGAGAGAUGUUGUUUCGGCCAGUUUCUGAAAGUUGUACAUUCCGUAUCGGACAGGUGCUUUUUCACGCCGCUACGGAAACCUAUCCGAUAUAGUGUAAAUGCAGCCUGAGUUACGAUCUUUCCGGACAGCUGAAAUACAACAGCUUAACACUGAUAAUAGGCAGAGUGAUUAUACAGAACACUUAUGAUUUCUAUGUGGUUGACAGGUAAAAAACUAUUAUAAUCUGGCUGUUGAGAAAGAUCGUGACUCAAUCUUUAUGACAGAUAUAACUACAUGGGAACCAGGUUUAAGUAACAUAACUUUAUUUGAUCAGUGUUAAGCUGGAGUUACACGAGCAACAAAAUUUGUGCAACUUGCAACAAAAUCUGAUUUCUACGCAUGUUAAUUGAAAAUGUUUAUACAUACAUUACAAAGUCACGAGGCAACAUGUGUCGACAUUUCUACUUAACAUGCGUUGAAAUCAGAUUUUGUUGCAAGUUGCAGCAAUUUUGUUGCUCGUAUUACUCCAGCUUUACCAAAGCAGGCAACUGUAGUAGCUGGGGAAGAGUUGUGGUGUGUGAUACCUGCACAGGUACAUUAGCAAGGUCGCACCAACAAGCAAAAAAUUUAAACGUUUAAUAAAAUGGGAUUGACGACAAUAGGUUACCUGGUUUCCAUUUUCUAAACUCUUUCGGCCAACUUGCGCCACCUCGACCAAUAUAAUCAAUCGCUGGAUCACCUAACAAAAGAUCAUGUAUUGUUACGCUGGAAUUACACUGGCACAAUAAGGGAAGCCAAUUGCUG
This is a messenger RNA of Paramuricea clavata, 11126 nucleotides long. NCBI's taxonomy places the organism in Eukaryota, Metazoa, Cnidaria, Anthozoa, Malacalcyonacea, Plexauridae. The record is from the annotation of a GenBank genome assembly.